Messenger RNA from Drosophila obscura, 1279 nucleotides. RefSeq names its product MOB kinase activator-like 3 (gene Mob3). Gene Ontology annotation, cellular component: nucleus; cytoplasm. The transcript is spliced from 6 exons. NCBI's taxonomy places the organism in Eukaryota, Metazoa, Arthropoda, Insecta, Diptera, Drosophilidae. The coding region runs from base 81 to 767 and encodes 228 amino acids. Gene Ontology annotation, molecular function: protein kinase activator activity. Gene Ontology annotation, biological process: positive regulation of protein phosphorylation; signal transduction. The record is from RefSeq and is a predicted model, not a curated record.
AUUUAUAUAUUAUUACACGUUUUAAUGAAAUGCCACUGAAUAUUAUCUGUGUUAGGAAAUAAAUUAUAAUAUGGCUUUAAAUGGAUUUGUUGAGUUCUUUCAAAAAGGCAAAUUGCAUGUUCCUCAAACAAAAUAUAUAUUUGCAGACUUUUCGGCCAAAAAAACGCUUUGCGGCAGGCACAAUUAGAUAUUCUCUCUACAAGCAAGCCCAAGCUAGUCUUCAAUCUGGCAUAAAUUUACGUCAAGUGGUGCGGUUACCUCCAGGGGAGAACAUGAACGACUGGUUAGCUGUGCAUGUUGUCGACUUUUUCAAUCGUAUCAACCUUAUUUAUGGGACUGUUUCCGAGUAUUGCGACGAAUCAACUUGUCCAACGAUGUCUGGAGGCUCCCGCUAUGAGUAUUUGUGGGCAGAUGGAGAUAUCUAUAAAAAACCAGUUGCUCUCCCGGCUCAAAAAUAUAUUGAACACUUAAUGGACUGGACUGAGACUCAAAUUAACAAUGAAGCCCUAUUCCCCGUAUCCACUGAUGUUCCGUUUCCAAAAACAUUUAUUGCUCUUUGUCGAAAAAUUUUAACUCGAUUAUUCCGUGUUUUUGUACACGUCUACAUUCACCAUUUUGACAGAAUCGUGAGCAUCGGCGCUGAGGCGCACGUUAAUGCUUGUUAUAAACAUUUUUAUUAUUUUGUAAAAGAAUUCGAUAUGAUUACAAGCAAGGAAUUGGAACCAUUGCACGAAAUGACGUCCCGGAUUUGCAAAGAUAAAGAUUAAAAAAAAAUAACAAUUGUAUUUGUUUUUAUUUAUUUUAAGUUUCAUAAAUAUGGGAAUAUUUCAUAAUUUUUAGUUACCUAAUUUAUGAUGUCGGGUUUCCCAACCCGGUAUUUAGUCGUAAAAUCUUUAGAUAAUAAUUAGUGAAGCAGCCCAACGUAAGUCUUCUUCAUUGUUUAUUAUUUGCACAGCCCUCUGUAAAUAACCAUUGUCUCCGCAUAUGCUUGCGCACGGCAGCGGCCGUUCUUUCGUAUAUCUAUCCCGUCUUCUUCGUUCCUGCACUUUUCUCGCGCUCUAGCUAACGUUCGUUCUCAACUUAUCAUCAGCACAAGCUGCACUUAUGCUCUCUUUUUAUCGCCUUCUCUCGCUCUCUUCUAAGAUGCUUUGCAUAGGGCACGGGCAAUUCGGUCCGUCUGCCCUGUAUUUAGUCUGGUAUUGAUCUUCGUUACCUUCGGUUUCUAUACUUGUACCAAUUAAUAUACAUACGCGUACUGCCGCUACUACAUGCCAGUAAA